AUGUUUAUUUUAACCAAAGUCGCCGAUCUGGUGCAGAUUGCGCCCGAUGAUUUCAGGAAGCCAAGUCAUAUGGCAAUCGAGGACAACAUCAACUCCAAAUAUGGCAACAAGGUAGUGCAAAAAAUUGGACUAUGCAUCUGCCUCUGGGACAUAUUAUGGACAUCAGAAGGCCUAAUCGGGCAGGGCGAUGGGAUGGUCAACAUCAAUGUGGAGUUCCGCGUGGUGGUGUUCAGGCCUUAUAAGGGAGAGGUUAUCGCAGCACGCAUUAUGGACCAGUCACCGGAAGGGAUAAACCUCGCCACGGACUUCUUCGACGACAUUUUCGUCCCCUGGACCGAGCUGCCCGAGGGUUCAGAAUUCGAGCCAUCCGAUAACCUCUGGAUAUGGAAGGAGGAUGACCAGGCCAUGUACUUCGACGACAACGAGAUGGUCCGCUUCCGGGUUAUCACGGAAGAGUGGCACGACCAGACGCCCUCGAAACCGGUCGAGGCAGUCGAAGUGCCCGAAGGGACCGAGGAAGCCCCCGCGCCGCCAAUUAACACGAAGCCGCCAUACACCAUCACUGGGUCCAUGAGUGGCCCGGGACUUGGCUGCUGUCUGUGGUGGGAGUGA
This is a messenger RNA of Chaetomium fimeti, 612 nucleotides long. Its product is annotated as RNA polymerase III subunit Rpc25-domain-containing protein. Gene Ontology annotation, cellular component: RNA polymerase III complex. The record is from RefSeq and is a predicted model, not a curated record. The coding region runs from base 1 to 612 and encodes 203 amino acids. The transcript has 6 exons. Gene Ontology annotation, biological process: DNA-templated transcription; transcription initiation at RNA polymerase III promoter. NCBI's taxonomy places the organism in Eukaryota, Fungi, Ascomycota, Sordariomycetes, Sordariales, Chaetomiaceae.